AUGGGGGAAAUAUGCUAUUUCUCUACGUUCAGAUUACGGAUCUGCUUUGAGUUGGAAGACUCCUCCAGCUGGUCUCUUUCUGGUGAACUGGAGGCUCUGGAGAAUCUCCAGGUUUACCACAUCCCUAUAAACACCUCCUCGUCCCAUGGUACUCCUCCUCUGCUGGAGGAGGAAAUCCAGACCAUCCUCAAGGACUUUGUGGACCGACGCAGCUCUGUAUUGGCUUGCCAUCCCAGCAGUCGGACCUCUUCCACGGAGGGAGUAGCAGGCAGUGUGGAGUUCUCCCAGGGAUCAUCUGGUAUCAAUGACAUGGAUGCCUCUGACAUAGAGAGGGCAGAGGGAGGCAGUGCAGAUGUGGUGGCAAUAGCAAGGGUGAUGGCAGAUGGUGAGGAGGACACAGGAGGUGUAGGAAUCAGUGCUUGUAGCGAGCUAGUGAGCCCUGACAGCGGUUUGACCACUAUCCGCAGCAGCCGCUCCUCCAAAGAGAGUUCAGUGUUCCUUAGUGAUGACAGUCCAGUCGGUGAGGUUAUAGCAGGAGGUGGUCCAGCAGCUGGGUCAGGAGGACUGCUACUGAGAAACCCCUCUCCCCUGGGGUUGUUGUCGCUCUCCCCUCCUGUCCCACUUGAGAGGAGGAAGCAGCGCUGUGGCAAAAAUAAGACUGACAACUUUGACCUCUUUAGUUUUGACCCACUACACAGCAGUGACCCCUCUUUGUCAGCAGGAGUGGAACUGUCCAAUUCUGAAGUAAGAGGAGAUGGGGGAUUAAAAGGACUAGCAGGGGUCUCCAACUUAUCUGAACUUGAAGAACUGAGUUUCCUGGAUUUCUCUAGUGAUAGUAGACAUUCUUCAAUUGACCACCAUGGUCAAAUCCAUGGGAAUGAGAUGAUUGACACUGUGGUUCCUCCAACCCCAGUCAACAGCCUGGCUGGUAGCUGCCCACCCAACAGUUGCGCGAUCAGGUUCUUCCCAGAAGAUGUAGCUGAAAGGAUUAAUGGCCUACAGCGGAAGGACAGUAUGUCAUCGUCCUUGUCAGAGACCUGGGAUGAACUUUGCUUUGACACACAAGGAGCACUGUCCUCAAGUGAUAAUAAUGCCUCGACUAGGACCAAGGAAUACGAGAGCCCACCGAAUAUUGUAGAGGACGUUGGACUUAAAGAGUCGAUCGCUGAAAGAGAAAGCAAGGAGGAAAUCUUAAAGAAUCUCCACCAGAGGCCAAAGAGCCUUCAACCUCAGCUUAGUCUGGUCGGUGGGCAGACCGACUCAAAUGAGAACUGGAACACAGAUGCUGUACUGAAGGAACUGUGGAACCCUGUUACCUUGGCUGAUCUGCAAUUGACACCACCAGAGGAGGAGGGAACUAGAAAAUGGAAAGCUGGUUUUAUUGGAGCGAAAACAAAGACAACUUCUGUGUCAAGAAAGAGAGCAAUCCUAAAUACUUUAACACCAGACACAUCUAAAGAAGAAGAUGAAGGAGUCCAUGGUAAAAAGGACGACAGAAAGAUGGAGUUGUUAGACUUCUGGACUUACUCUGCUGAAAAGGGAUUUCUUAAAUCUGAUAGUGGAACCACCACGUCUUACCCCGAUUCACUUGAUAUGUGGAAUAUGACAAUCCGGGAUGACAGUCUAUCACCUCUCACAACCCCUGACAACCUGUCUGAAAACUCUGGUUCUUUCUGUGGGGUGAACCGUAGUGUUGUGGGUGGUUCAUCCACGGAAAGUCCACCAGGAGUCUGUGAUGGUGGAAUGGAGAUGUGGAACACCACCAUACAGGAAGACAGCUCUUCCACUGUAACAAGCCCCGAAGGACCUGACAAUGGAAAGGAACUCAUGGGAUCACCGGAUGCCAGUGAUUCUCCAGAGACUCGUGCAGGAAAAGAGUCAGAAGAAGAAAAAAACAUAGAGACUGGAAGCCACGAAGCAUCUCAAGAUGGCUACUCACUUGUUUUAAGAAGACAUCAAGAUGUGUCAUCCCAGCCAACCAAUGAAAAUGCUGCAUAUCAGUGGACAGGAAGUCACGAUGGGACUCAGGGUCAGACCCAGUAUGGCUACAACUACCAUCAUGUUGACCAAAGAACUGAAAUCCAGACUAUGCACUCAACCUGCGUAGAAACCAAAUCUAACAGCCAGUUAAACACCACAGCUGUCUACACUGAGUUUACAACUGAUCCAGCAGCUAUUCCAUGUGGGUCUGACCAGACUGAGAGCUACUAUAAAGCUGGGGUUAGCGCUGAGUACACCCCGGAUGAUUCCAAGUUUCAUUACUUGGCUAAAAACCAGUAUGGAGAUGACUUCUCUCAACUUCAGUGCCCUCAAUAUCAAAGUGAUGGCCAAUGUCAUUAUGAGAUGGACCAUGCUCAAUACCAGUUGGAAGAACAGCCAUUCUACCAAUCAGACGUCCAACCCGAGAGGGAAGAUCAUGCACGGUACGUGCCGGAGGGAUACGUUCACUCUCUACUGUCAAGACACUCCCCACAGAGGGACGGGGCAACAGGGAUGAUGAUGAAGAUGGCUUCCAGUGAGGAAGCUGCUGAGGAGCUGGAUAAAGGAGAAGACCCAGCCUCCUCGGCAGAUGUGUCAGGCAGCUCUAAUCAAAGGCGAAAGUUGGCCGCGCCGCCAUUGAACGUGUCGCUGGACCACAGUGAGGGGUCCCUUCUCUCAGAGGACGCUCUGGACACAGAGGACGAGGCCUUGGAUACUGGAGACGACCUGGACAUCAACAUUGAUGAGCUGGACACCCCUGACGAGGCAGAAUCACUGGAGAUGACCAGACAUGGGGACUCAGAAGAGUCUAAUCUGGCUGCAGGAGUAGCUUCAAGUUACGUCACCGCAGGGCACAGUUCAGCCGAGGGGAGCAGGGAAAGCCGACUGUGGAGGAGCGUGGUGAUUGGAGAGCAGGAGCAUCGCAUUGAUAUGAAAAGCAUCGAGCUGUACAAAAGAGUCAUUUCUCAUGGAGGUUAUUACGCGGAACAGAAUGCCAUCAUUGUGUUCGCAGCAUGUUUCCUUCCAGACAGCGACUGUGACAAUUACAGUUAUGUCAUGGAAAACCUUUUUCUGUAUGUGAUAAGUACAUUGGAACUAAUGGUGGCAGAGGAUUACAUCAUUGUUUAUCUGAACGGCGCCACACCUCGCAGGAGGAUGCCCGGUUUUAGCUGGAUGAAAAAGUGUUACCAAAUGAUAGACAGGAGACUAAAGAAAAACCUCAAGAUGUUCAUCAUUGUUCAUCCUUCCUGGUUCAUACGGAGUAUGCUGGGAAUAACCAGACCCUUCAUCAGCUCCAAGUUCAGCAGUAAGAUCAAGUAUGUGAAUAGUCUGCGGGAGCUUGGAGAAAUCAUCCCAACCGAGUACGUUCACAUUCCACCCAGCAUUAUCAAGUAUGACGAGGAGAGUGGUAAACAAUGGUUCGCACGCAAGAGAUUGGAUACAGAUUUGCAGGAAUCAGCAGCUAAAGCCGACAAGAAGGGGAACUCGGCCGUUUGACAGAAACAAGACACCUGACUCCUGGCUACUUUCUCCCUGCAUUGUGCUGUAUUCUACCACAGCAUGACUGACUAUGAGCGGCCCUGCAGCAUGACGUUCGCGGCACUAGCAACAGGCUGGAAAAGAAUAAGCAGUGGUACAAAACAUCAGGCGACUGCUUGUUCAGUGAGGGAGGUAUUAUCUCCUCUCACUGGGUGCUAAACAUAAUCCUGUAAGUACAGUGACUGUCACUGUUCUGUACUACUGUAUGUUACACAGCACUUGAUUGUGUUCCCAAUUUAUUAGUUUCUGGGGGGGUUUCUUCAUUUUUUAUUAAACUGUUUCAUUCUUCUUUAAUUCACUUUGGAGGAAUAACUAAGAGAAUUGGUAAUAACACAGUAAUACGACAAAACAGUAGUUGUAACACUGCCAAUCUGCUCACAAAUACACAUUUUACAUACAUACACAUAUUAUACUGUACUGUAGUUUGGUCAAUAAACUGUAACAUUGCAGGAAAUAGAAAAUCUAAUUUCAGACACUCAAGGUUUACAAAUGUAUGACCCACAGUUACAAACUGCAGGCUUGAAUUGGAAUUUUAAAUGUGUGGAUACGCUGGUCAAAUUUCAAUUCAAGCCUGCAGUUUGUAACGAUAUGAAACAGAAAGUGAAAGCUGCUUUUUGAAUAGUUUAUUAUAUAGGUAUCACAUCCUAAACUUGUCUUAUAAACGCUACGAAUUGGCUAUUCUGUUAGCAUUGUACAUCACUGUGAACAUUCUGGGGAUGUCAUAAAGGCAGUUCCCAUAGCUGCACUGAUUUGUUGCAUGCCUUCAGUUGCAUCCUCACUGAUUACUCUGAUUUGAUUACUCACUCAGAUGUAGAACUGUUGACUAAUGUUAUUUUAAUCAUAUUUGUCUGGUGUGUGUGUGUGUGUGUGUGUGUCUGUGUGUGUGUUUGUGUGUGUGAAAACAAUUUGGGGAGUGA
This is a messenger RNA of Platichthys flesus (European flounder), 4436 nucleotides long. RefSeq names its product protein prune homolog 2-like. The coding region runs from base 1 to 3477 and encodes 1158 amino acids. Gene Ontology annotation, cellular component: cytoplasm. The record is from RefSeq and is a predicted model, not a curated record. The transcript is spliced from 15 exons. Gene Ontology annotation, biological process: apoptotic process. NCBI's taxonomy places the organism in Eukaryota, Metazoa, Chordata, Actinopteri, Pleuronectiformes, Pleuronectidae.